This is a messenger RNA of Metarhizium acridum CQMa 102, 2211 nucleotides long. NCBI's taxonomy places the organism in Eukaryota, Fungi, Ascomycota, Sordariomycetes, Hypocreales, Clavicipitaceae. The record is from RefSeq and is a predicted model, not a curated record.
AUGUCGGAUCACGAGUUCGGCGCCACCGUCCAGAAGAUUGUAGGCGAAAUCCUGCCACCACACGGUGGAGUAGCUUUCGCAAAAGAGGCCAGGGAUCUCCUCAUUGAAUGCUGCGUGGAAUUCAUCACCCUCAUUUCUUCCGAAGCCAACGAAAUUUCUGAAAAGGAGGCCAAAAAGACCAUUGCCUGUGAUCACAUCACAAAGGCCCUCGAGCAGCUUGGCUUUUCCGAUUACGUGCCCGCUGUGCUUGAAGCCGCUGCCGAGCACAAGGAGGUUCAGAAGUGCGAUGGCAACUGGCCCAAAUGCUCAACGUGUAGGACCAAGAAGCGAGCAUGCGGCUACGUCGGCCGGGAGGGUCAGAGUCGAGCGACUGCUGUCAAGUCGCGGCUCGAGUCUUUGGAAGAGCUGGUGACUGCGUUGAAAACAAGUAGCCCGGAGCAGCUCGCCACGAUCCUAAACAGCAUACGGGAUGCCGACGACGCCGUCGGAGCUAUUGAGAGCCUUGCAAGUCAGACAGGCGGUUUGAAUGGGCAGGAUCAGCAAUAUGCUUUGUUGCUCCUGGCCAACAAGCUGACUUGCGAUCUCCGCCUCCUGCUUCCGGAAGCACCGGUUGUGAUGCGGGCGGUGAAUUCAUUCUUUAGCUGCAGCGGCAAGCUAUUCCACGUCUUUUCGGAGCCUUAUAUCCUGCAGUGCUAUCGCGCAAUCUUCGACGAGUCUCAGCCCCCCUCGGAGCUUUUAAAGGCCAAGGUCUGCUGCCUGGCGGCGGUUGCUGCGGUAGGAGCACAGUACGCGCCCGAUACAAUCAGCAAGGAGGUAGAGGCGGCCUUGUAUAAUCUUGCUAGGCAUUUCCUUGAGGUUGCGAUAGAGCAUGAACCUCUACACGCAAUCAAGGCCUGCACGUUAUUUGCCCAGUAUAAUAUCAUGAACAAGGAGAUGGUGUCUCUGACCUGGCUCUCAUCGACACUUGGGUACAUCUCCGGGAACACUUGGUCGGCCGAGAAAAGAGUGCUCGCUGACCUCAGGUUUGAUGAUGCGGACAAUAUCACCGAGGUUGUGCAAACGGAAAUGGCGAGAAUAUGCCUUCUCAAGGCGGAGAUAUUGCGUAUGCAUUUGGUCUUCAAGGAUCUCACAAUCCCAGCUGUUGAGACCAUCCGAGGAGACCUGCAAAGCUGGUACGAAGAGCUACCAGAAUCCAUGCGACUUGGAGCGCCUGCGCAUGAGAAUCUCCCGGUGGGAACCAAACGGUCCAUCUUGCAUCUACACAUGCUUUACCUAGGGGCCAUCAUGCUUCUCUAUCGCAGAGUGGCAACUCAGUUCUUGCAGUCCUUUGCAGUCGGGGGCCUCAAUGGCAGCCUACACCUACACCCGCGCGAGGCUUUCGUCCAGCAAAGCGCGGAAGCUGUUCUCGCAGCCAGCACAUCAUCCAGGAUCGUCAAGCUACUUCUGGACGACGGUGGCGUCUUUAAACAUUGCUGGCUUGUCAUUUUCCAAACCUACACCGCUUGCACGAUUCUUCUACAUUCUGUGGUCCAGAAGCAACUACACAGCUUUGAGCCAUCGCGGUGGCAGGAUGAUUUAGACAGAGCCGAAGACUGUCUCACGGUACUUGGGUUCUGCGGCUCGCAGGAUCGCAUCGCCGAACAAUUCCACGCGCAGCUCGAGGCCAUCUUCCAAACAGCGUCGGCACAUGUAUUCAGGGGCGAAUCAGACGAGGCUUUCAUGGAGACGGAUGUCCGGCCAGACAACCCUUUUCCCCCAAUGGACGAUGUCGGGGAAGCAAAUCAUGCAUACCUCCUAGACAUUCCGCCCGGGGCAGAUGACUCACUCGUAAAGCUCUCAUUUAUCCUUCUCAUGAUGCUGGGCCAGCCCUUUGGCGACCGUGACACAAAAGAGGCCGCCGAAGUCAACUUGAAGGAGCACUGGCUGACGGACCCCUCAAGGUAUGAAUUCCCGCAGAUGGCAGAACGCGUGGACUGGAAUAUAGAAAACAGGCGCAUGUUCCAGUGGGAUCUGAGCAAGUUGAACAUUCCCCCUUUCGAGGCGAUGAAGAUGGCGGGAGAGUCCAGUUCGUCAGAAGACGCAUCAGAUUUGGGUUUAUCCGACAGCAUGUCUGCAGGCACGUUUCUCGGCAGCUCUGAGCCAAGCGGGUGGACGUCGGCAGCGAACCUAACGAGCCAGGUGAGGAAUAAUGAGAACAUGUUGGGGAAGUAG